AUGGAGGCUCGGCCGCCCCGCCGCGAGGCCUGGAUCAAUGACAUUCGAGCAGGAACCGCCCCCUCAUGUGGGAACCACAUCAAAUCGAGCUGCAGCCUGAUUGCAUUUAACUCUGACCGCCCAGGUGUGCUAGGCAUCGUGGCUCUGGAAGGCCAGGGAGAAGACAAGAGACGUGUGAGCCACCUGGGUUGCCAUUCAGACCUGGUCACGGACUUGGAUUUCUCUCCCUUCGAUGACUUCCUCCUGGCCACAGGCUCAGCGGACAGGACGGUGAAGCUGUGGCGGCUGCCCGUCCCAGGCCAGGCCCUGCCCACAGCCCCUGGGCUGGUGCUGGGCCCUGAGGCCCUCCAGGUGGAGACGCUGCAGUUCCACCCCACCGCUGACGGCGUCCUGGUGACCACAGCUGGCACAGCCGUGAAGGUCUGGGAUGUGGCCAGGCAGCAGCCCCUCACAGAGCUGGCGGCCCAUGGGGACCUGGUACAGAGUGCAGCGUGGAGCCGCGACGGCACCCUCCUGGGCACGGCAUGUAAGGACAAGCAACUGCGGGUCUUUGACCCCAGAGCAAAGGCUGAGGCCUCGCAGAGCACACAGGCCCAUGAGAACUGCAGGGCUGGCCGACUGGUGUGGACAGGCACCCAGGAGCACCUCGUGUCCACGGGAGUCAACCAGAUGCGGGAACGUGAAGUGAAGCUAUGGGACACCCGACACCUCUCCAGCCCUCUGGCCUCCCUCACCCUGGACACCUCACCAGGGUCCCUGAUGCCCCUGCUGGAUCCGGACUCUGGGCUCCUUGUCCUGGCGGGAAAGGGCGAGCGUCAGCUGUUGUGUUACGAAGUGGCCACGCUGCAGCCAGCACUAAGCCCAGUGAACCAGUACAUCCUGGAGAGCACACUGCGGGGAGCAGCCCUUGUGCCCCGGCGGGCACUGGCCGUCCUCGACUGCGAGGUGCUCCGUGUCCUGCAGCUGAGUGACACAGCCAUCCUGCCCAUCAGCUACCACGUGCCCCGCAAGGCCGUGGAAUUCCAUGAAGACCUGUUCCCAGACACCGUGGGCUGUGUGCCUGCCUCUGAGCCCCAGGCCUGGUGGGCUGGGAGCAACCAGCAGGUACAGAGGGUCAGUCUCAACCCAGCCCACCGGCCCUACACCAGCUUCACAUCUCCCCUGCUGCCCCCCACGGAACCGCCCGCCACGGAACCGCCCCCUGACCCCACCCAGCCUGCAGAGGUAUUGGUGGAAGACACAGAACCCAGCGAGGGUUUCUCCUCUCCGCCCAGCUCACUGCCCUCGCCGUCCACACCCUCCAGCCUGGGCCCCUCACGCUCCAGCACCAGUGGUAUUGGUACGAGCCCCAGCCAGAGGUCACUGCAGAGCCUGCUGGGCCCCAGCUCCAAGUUCCGCCACGCCCAGGGCACUGUCCUGCACCGAGACAGCCACGUCACCAACCUCAAGGGGCUCAACCUCACCACACCCGGUGAGAGCGACGGCUUCUGUGCCAACCGGCUGCGUGUGGCGGUGCCCCUGCUCAGCAGCGGGGGACAGGUGGCCGUGCUCGAGCUGCGGAAGCCUGGCCGCCUGCCCGACACGGCGCUCCCCACGCUGCAGAACGGGGUAGCCGUGACCGACCUAGCCUGGGACCCGUUUGACCCGCAUCGCCUCGCUGUGGCCGGGGAAGAUGCCAGGAUCCGACUGUGGCGGGUGCCCCCAGGGGGCCUGGAGGAAGUGCUCACCAGGCCUGCAGCUGUGCUCACAGGCCACACGGAGAAGAUCUACUCCCUGCGCUUCCACCCGCUGGCGGCCGACGUACUGGUUUCCUCUUCCUACGACCUCACCAUUUGCAUCUGGGACCUCCAGGCUGGAGUGGCGCGGCUGAGGCUACGGGGCCACCAGGACCAGAUCUUCAGCUUGGCCUGGAGUCCCGAUGGGCAACAGCUGGCCACUGUCUGCAAGGAUGGACACGUGCGGGUCUAUGCGCCCCGGAGUGAUCCUGAACCCCUGCAGGAAGGCCCAGGGCCCGAGGGGGGUCGUGGAGCCCGUGUUGUCUGGGUGUGUGAUGGCCAUUGUCUCCUGGUGACCGGCUUUGACAGCCGCAGUGAGCGCCAGCUGCUGUUGUAUGCACCCAAGGCCUUGGCGGGGGGCCCAUUGGCUGUGCUGGGCCUGGACGUGGCCCCCUCAACUCUGCUGCCCAGCUACGACCCAGACACGGGCCUGGUGUUCCUUACGGGAAAGGGUGAUACCCGUGUGUUCUUGUACGAGCUGCUCCCGGAGGCCCCUUUCUUCCUGGAAUGCAACAGCUUCACGUCGACAGACCCUCACAAGGGCUUCGUCCUCUUGCCCAAGUCCGAGUGUGACGUCCGGGAAGUGGAGUUUGCCCGAUGCUUACGGCUCCGCCAAACCUCGCUGGAGCCUGUGGCCUUCCGGCUACCCCGAGUCAGGAAAGAGUUCUUCCAGGACGACGUGUUCCCAGACACGGCCGUGAGCUGGGAGCCUGUGCUCAGCGCCAAGGCCUGGUUGGGAGGCGCUAACGGGCAGCCCCAGCUCCUCUGCCUGCAGCCCCCUGGCAUGACCCCAGUGAGCCAGGCCCCCCGCGAGGCCCCUGCCCGGCGGGCCCCCUCCUCAGCACUCUACCUGGAAGAGAAGUCAGACCAGCAAAAAAAUGAAGAGCUCCUGAACGCCAUGGUGGCAAAGCUCGGGAACCGUGAGGACCCGCUCCCCCAGGACUCUUUUGAGGGUGUGGACGAGGAUGAGUGGGCCAAGUACCUGGCCCAGAUCAUCGUGAUGGGCGUGCAGGUGGUGGGCAGGGCCUUUGCCCGGGCCCUGCGGCAGGAGUUUGCAGCCAGCCGGGCAGCAGCUGACGCCCGGGGACGUGCCGGCCACCAGUCUGCUGCUGCCUCCAACCUCUCUGGCCUCAGCCUGCAGGAGGCCCAGCAGAUUCUCAACGUCUGCAAGCUAAGCCCUGAGGAGGUCCAGAAGAACUAUGAACAUUUGUUCAAGGUGAACGACAAGUCUGUAGGUGGUUCCUUCUACCUGCAGUCCAAGGUGGUCCGCGCAAAGGAACGGCUGGACGAAGAACUCAAGAUCCAGGCCCAGGAGAACAGAGAAGGAACAGGCGCCUAG
This is a messenger RNA of Orycteropus afer afer, 3114 nucleotides long. Its product is annotated as coronin-7-like. Gene Ontology annotation, molecular function: protein binding. The record is from RefSeq and is a predicted model, not a curated record. Lineage: Eukaryota; Metazoa; Chordata; Mammalia; Tubulidentata; Orycteropodidae.